AGCCGCUUCCCGCCCCCGAGCAGGAGCCGGUGCGAGCGGAGCAGAGCCGAGGUCGGGCCGCGAGCGGAGCCGGCUGAGCGGGCGCCGAGCUCCCGCCAUGGCCCGGAACACGCUGUCCUCGCGCUUCCGCCGGGUGGACAUCGACGAAUUUGACGAGAACAAAUUUGUGGACGAGCAGGAGGAGGCGGCGGCGGCGGCGGCGGAGCCAGGCCCGGACCCGAGCGAGGUGGACGGGCUCCUGCGGCAAUAUCCUUCCCUGACGCGGCGUCCGGGCCUGCGCGCGGCCUUCUCACCUUCCCACCUUCCCACCUUCUCGGGCCCUUUCGGGCGGGCCUCCCCUGUCUCCGACCCUUGGCCCCCUCAGGAAAUCGGGCCUAUGGCGGGGCUGGGUCGGCGGCAGGGCGGAGGUGAGCCGCAUCUGAGUAACCGAGUGAUCGGGGAGGCUGGGGCGCGGUCCUCCGGGGCCCGAUUGCUGCAUGGCGUGAAGAUAGGUGGGUGGACGGCUGUGGGGAAGACAGAACCCAGGAGGGAGUGGAGGCGGCCGCCGUAUUUCAGCCCUGGGGUCUGAGAUUGUGUCUCUCUUCCCCCAGUCAGUCUAACCCUCCCGCUUAAUGCUGAGAAAGGGGGACCCUGUGGUUCCCCUGGACACCUUGGUGGUCUCAGCCACGCUCAACAAGUGAGUCUUGGCUCCCCCCAGUACCCUUCUGGUGCAGGAAGCAGCGGAGAAAACUAGUAGUUCAGAGCUAAGAAAAACCAGACACCUUGAAGCGAAGUGUGAAAGUGGAGCCCCACGCCUGGAAAUGACUGUUCUUGUGGCCACAGAAAACAGCAUUUAGAAAAGAUUAAAAAUAGAGGUGAUUGUCACAGCCUUGCUUGGUCCUUUAGCAGUAUGAGCGCAGGAAACUGACUUAUUCUCACCGGAAGGAUUUUUCUUUAUUCAAAUGGUGUUCCAGGAAGCCUGUCCCCUCCCCCCGCACGGGUGGGGGCAGGGUUGGAGGCCCAUGCUGUACAUAAAUCAGGUUCUCGGUGUUGAACCAGUUGACUCAGCUUGGAAAGUGGGGCCUGCUGCUUUAGGGGGAGCCCGGCAGUGCUCCUGAGUGUGCCUUUAAACCGAAAACCUUCAGACUUGAUUUGAACAGGAAUGUGUUUUCCGAAGUGGAGAUUCAAGCUUGUAAUUCCUGCCCCAUCAGGAUCUCCCAAUCCACCCUCCUUAUGAAAUGGGGUCAAGGGAAGGGUCCCCAGGAGGGAAGGUUGGUUGUAGUCUGGUGUAGGGCCUAGUUCAUGGACAGUCAGUGCUGAAAGGGGCUCCAGGGUCAGGCCUUUGGCCCAGGACUCUCAUUGAACAGAUGAGAUCAAGCCUGUCAGCUGCUGCCUUGGUCUGGGUGCAGAACCUUGUUGAAGGUCAUGUCUUGGGACUCCCCUGCCUGGUGACAGGUUCCUUGAGGCUGCUUAGAGGCCUGGGCUUAGCACAUCCAGGGGAUGGUCGUUUCUCCAUUCAUGGCAGCGUCAGAAGCGUCAGAAACCUUGUUACCAUGGAGAGUGCUCCACUUGGGGUUGGGGAAAGGGAGGUUAACGGAUAAAGGUAACUGAAACCCUGGCAAAUACGGGGCCCAGGUGGAGGAGAAUGGAACUGAUAUUUAUUGAGUCUCUAUCAUGUACCAAGAAUCGGACUUAUAUUAGACCAUUGAGGACAGGGGAGCAGGGAGAGGGAUAGAUGGAUUGGGGUUGGGGAGGGCAGAGAGGGGCCCUGUCCUGGGGCUGUAUAGGGAAGUGUGUGUGGCAGGAGAUGACACAGAUGGAGUAGAAGGAACCCGGCUGUGCAUCUGCGCACACCCUGCACUACCAUGCUCUGGCUCUGUGACCUCGGAUAGGUCGCAUACCCUUUCACAACUCAGCAUCUUCUGUUACGUGGCGGACAGCCAUGCUGGCUUCCUAGAUUCCGUGGGAGCCUCAUGGGCUAACAUCAGCAUCACUGGGCACACAGCAAGUGUCCUGGACAUGCAGCUCGGGUCUGCAGAUAGAGCGGCAGCAUGGGAUUGUGGGAGGAGCUUGGGUGUGAGGGCCGUGUAGACAGCUUAGUUUUGUGACCUUGCGCAGGUAAUUUCUGUUCUCUGAGCCUCAAUUCCAUUGCCUUUAAAAUGAGAUAAUGAUUAUUGUCACAAGGAUUUUUGGAAUGAGAUGGCGUGUGAAAGCACCUGGCACAGGAUCCGAGACCUUGUGGCGAUUUAAAAGUAUGAGUUCCUUUCCCCUUCAGUGAAGCAGCUUCUAUACUUCUGGAUCAGGGCUCUGUCCAGAGCAGUGGUUGUGAGCGAUUUUGCACCCUUCCCCUCCACCCCCAGGAAACUGGAGACAUUUUGAUGGUUACAGCUUGGGGAUGCCACUGGAAUCCAGUGGGCAGAGGCCUAUGACACACAGCUAAGAUCCCACGUCAGAGAAUCCUGGGUCCACAGUGUCAGUUGUGCCGUGAUUGAGGAAGAUCUAGAGGAGAUCAAGGGCUGGGCAGGAUUCCCUCAGCACCACAGCCUGUUCUCUGAAAAGGCCUAAAGCCAGCCAAGUAUGACAGCCGGCUUCACAAAUGAUAGGUGACUUCAGGGAGGUCCUCCCUGCGCCCCACAUCUCCCAACUGCUGAAGGCCCUCACCCAUCAAUGGGCCGAGUGAUUGCUGGACGCGUGGUGCUGAGUUAACGCCACAGCAGUAGCUUUUUGCCCCCGUGGACUAGUUUUAUACCUGCCCUUCCCCAUCCAUCAUUUGAAUGAUGUCAUUUGUUAGUUGUGCCAGGUUUACAUGAAGAGCAAGUGAGCCUAUGUUUUCUGUUCAGCCUAUGGGAUCCUGCUUAUUGCUUUGGGGACACCACAUUAGAAAAGAGUUACAAGGGCUGGGCGCGGUGGCUCACACCUGUAAUCCCAGCACUUUGGGGAGGCCGAGGCGGACAGAUCACGAGGUCAGGAGAUCGAGACCAUCCUGGCUAACACAGUGAAACCCCGCCUCUACUAAAAAUACAAAAAAAAUUAGCUGGGCGUGCUGGCGGGCGCCUGUCGUCCCAGCUACUCAGGAGGCUGAGGCAGGAGAAUGGCAUGAACCUGGGAGGCGGAGCUUGCAGUGAGGCAAUAUUGCGCCACUGCACUCCAGCCUGGGCGACAGAGCGAGACUCCGUCUCAAAAAAAAAAAGGAGUUACAAAGUAGAGGUUAUCAGUGGCUGAUAUCAGGCUGGCCUUGUUUGGAUGGGGAAAAGGAACUCCAGAACUGAAAGACAGAGGGACUGGACUGCCUCUUGAGUGUGGAAGGUGGAUCAGAGCCAAGCAGGGAGCUGGGGAACCAGCGCUGGGAGUGGCUUGCCUGGUGGCGCAGACCCAGCUCACUCAAGAUGGAUCUCAUACUGGGGAAGCCAGGAGAUUCAGCUCUGCUCCGAAGGCCCUUCCUGUCUGCACGUGGGUAUCACUGCAUGAAGAGGAGUAGAGACCCGAUUGGGCAGAAGCCAUUCCUUGUUCUAUUUUUGAAGCUUUUUGGCUGAAGCCAGUGUUUCAUACGAGGAAAUGAAAGUUGGCUGAUGUAAUUCAGUUUAAAAUAGGUGUCACCUUUGGGGACCUAACCCAGAUUGUAAUUUUCUUUUGCAUGCUGGGUAUUCAGAACUCAGCAAAGAAUGUGUUGUCAGGAUUGCAACUGAGGUUGGGGGGUAAGGGUGGAGACUGGCUCAUUGUUGGCAAAAGCUUCUGUUAGAUUGAUAAACUCUUUCCAGGUAACAGUUGGGACCUCAUUGAUCCCGAUAGAUCUUAGAAGUUCUAGCACAUCUUAAUUUCCUUAAUAGUUUAAUUGAUGAAGAGCAUUGAUGAAGAGUUAGGAGGUCUCCCUUUGUACCUACAUUUUCCGCUUUUUUAGAAUGAGAAGAUGAGAACGACCUCCAGUUCACAUGUACGGGUGCUGUGAGGAUCCAGUAGGGGAGAUACAGUGCUCAGCACCAAGCAGGUGCAAGUGAGCACAAUCCAAUUUUACAUCAAGUUACCCCUCCAGGACAGUUGCUUUGACGUGGAAGGUAGAGAGGGAGUUGAAAGGAGGGUUUGCAUGGUUGGCAGAGGUGCCCUGCAGCCUCCCUGUGCAGGCUGUAAACCGUCUCUGCCCCCCUGGAAGCCGUGGAAGGUGGGUGGUAUGGAUGAGAUCCCAUCUGACUCUGUUCCUGAGCUGUUUCUGAAGUGAGCUUGUUCAUGACGGCAUGGAUGUGCUUGAGCCUAGCUAUCCUUAACUGGUGGU
Homo sapiens (human) is the source of this 4246-nucleotide messenger RNA. It is a transcript of the gene ARPC5L, whose product is annotated as actin related protein 2/3 complex subunit 5 like. The coding region runs from base 98 to 568 and encodes 156 amino acids. The transcript is spliced from 2 exons. Gene Ontology annotation, biological process: regulation of actin filament polymerization; Arp2/3 complex-mediated actin nucleation. Gene Ontology annotation, cellular component: glutamatergic synapse; cytoskeleton; synapse. The record is from RefSeq and is a predicted model, not a curated record. Lineage: Eukaryota; Metazoa; Chordata; Mammalia; Primates; Hominidae.